Molecule: messenger RNA, 456 nt
Organism: Saprolegnia parasitica CBS 223.65
Lineage: Eukaryota; Oomycota; Saprolegniomycetes; Saprolegniales; Saprolegniaceae
Exons: 2
Coding region: 1-456 (151 amino acids)
Source: RefSeq, a predicted model, not a curated record
AUGGCGUCGGCGCCGGUCCUCACACUUCCGAAAGACCUCACGGCAGACGUCCCGUCGUCCGACAUUUGCCAAGCCUUUGAGAACCUGAAGCGGCAGCACGCUGCGAUCCACGACAAGCGCCUCCAGCUCUCGCGGAGCCUCGAGGCCGACCACGCCAACGACGACCGCACCCGGCGGCCCAGCGACGAGUACAACGAGCUCUUCGAGGGCAUGGGUCAGUUUACAAUUGACGCCAUGACGUACACGUCGCUUGCGCUGCCGACCUCGAUCGACGACCUCGGGCUUGUCAUUGCGACCCUCAAGCAGCAGCGCAUGCACUUGGACGAACGCCGAAACCGCGUGGUCCAAAGCAUUCUGGAGCCUCCGACAUCCAAGGCCCACGACGAGUUUGCUCGCCUCUUUGCCGACAACCGCAUCCCGACGCCGCGGCACAAGAGCUCUGUAUCAAGUCGAUAG